Meloidogyne enterolobii is the source of this 1728-nucleotide messenger RNA. The record is from the annotation of a GenBank genome assembly. NCBI's taxonomy places the organism in Eukaryota, Metazoa, Nematoda, Chromadorea, Rhabditida, Meloidogynidae.
AUGGGCGCCACUCCUUGCAGGAAAAAAUGCGAGAAAAGGAAGGAAAAAUGCGCAUUCUCUUUGCGGACAUGUAGGACACCAACCGGACAUUUACCUUUGGUUUCUCGCAAAUUAAAUCCAAAAUCUUGUGUUGUUUUUGAUGAAGCUCAUAAUAUAGAUAAUGUUUGUAUUGAAUCAAUGAGUGUUACUUUGACCAAAAAAAUGAUGGAAAAAUGUUCAAAAAAUAUAGAUAAAUUAGAAGAACAUAUUCACACAUUAAAAAAAGAAAAUGAAGAAAGGAUACAAGAUGAAUAUGAAAAAUUAGUUGAAGGACUUCGUAAAGUUCAAAAAGAAAGAGAAGAAGAUGAAAGAGUUUGGGCAAAUCCUGUACUUCCUAAUGAAAUACUUGAUGAAGCAAUUCCUGGAACUGUUAGAACUGCUGAACAUUUUAUGAUGUUUAUGCGUCGUAUAUUAGAAUAUAUUAAACAUCGAAUGAGAGUAAAAACAGUCCAAAUUGAAAGUCCGGCAGCUUUUCUUCGUGAUAUAAAAUCGAGAGUUUUUGUUGAUAGAAAACCAAUGAGGUUCUGUGCUGAACGUCUAGCUUCAUUAUCAAAAACUUUAGAAAUUGCAGAUAUUUCUGAUUUUAGCCCGCUUGUCAAAUUAGCAACAUUUUCAACAAUUGUUAGUACUUAUUCAAUUGGAUUUUCAUUAGUUUUUGAACCAAAAGAAAGCAAAACAAAUGAUUCAGCGAUACAUUUAAAUUGUAUGGAUGCUUCUAUAGCUAUUAGACCUGUACUUGAACGGUUUCAAACAGUUGUAAUUACUUCUGGGACUCUUUCUCCAAUGGAAAUGUAUCCAAAAAUUCUCGAUUUUGAUCCUAUUAUUAAAGCAAGUCUUUCUAUGACUCUUGCUAGACAAUGUAUUUCUCCUAUGAUUGUUUCUAAAGGAAAUGACCAAGUUGAAAUUACUUCACGUUUUGAAACUAGAGAAGAUUUGUCUGUUGUUAGAAAUUAUGGAAAUUUAAUAUUAGAAUUAGCAGCAAUUGUUCCAGAUGGAAUUGUUGUAUUUUUUACAAGUUAUGUUUAUAUGGAAAAUGUAGUCUCUGCUUGGUAUGAACAAAGAAUGAUUGAUGAAUUAAUUAAAUUAAAAUUACUUUUUAUUGAAACUACUGAUGCUCUUGAAACUUCUAUUGCUUUAGAAAAAUAUGUAGAAGCUUGUGAAUGUGGACGUGGAGCAAUUUUAUUUUCUGUAGCAAGAGGAAAAGUAUCAGAAGGAAUUGAUUUUUCACAUCAUUUAGGAAGAGCUGUUGUAAUGCUUGGAAUUCCUUAUAUGUACACAGAAAGUAGAAUAUUGAGAGCAAGAUUAGAAUAUUUACGUGAUCAAUUUGGAAUAAAAGAAAAUGAUUUUUUAACAUUUGAUGCAAUGCGACAUGCUGCACAAUGUGUUGGAAGAGCAAUUCGAGGAAAAACUGAUUAUGGUUUACUUGUUUUUGCUGAUAAACGUUAUUGCCGAGCUGAUAAACGUUUAAAAUUACCAAAAUGGAUACAAGAACAUAUAACAGAUGCACAAACAAAUCUUAGUAUUGAAGAAGCAAUUAUGGCUGCAAAAAGAUGGUUUCCAUUAAUGGCACAACCAUUUACAAAAGAACAUCAGUUGGGUAUUUCUCUUUUAUCUACAAAAAAUAUUGAAAGUAAACAAGAUGAUGUUUUAAAUAAAUUUAGAGAAAAGGUUGUUACUGAAUUUGAUUAA